AUGAUUAUAAACGAUUUACAACCGAUUUCCAACGUUGAAGAUAAUGGUUUCAGAGCACUAAUCACUGGCAUUGAACCAUACUAUACUAUGCCCAGUCGAUUUACAUUUGCAAAUUCAUUUUUGCCCCAAAAAUUUCGACAAAAAACUGAAAAGUUAAAAGUUUUGUUAUCCAAGACUACUUCAGUUGCGAUCACCACGGAUGCUUGGACUGCUCAACAUAGUCAAACUGGUUAUAUAGGUUACACAGUUCAUUUUAUUACAGAAUAUUGGGGCCUUUAUUCCAGUUUAUUAAAGUGCCAUUUUGACGAGAGUCAUACCGCACAAAAUUUAAAAGAUGAUUUAUGUAAUGUUAUUAAUGAAUGGGAUAUUUUAAAAAAAGUGUACACAAUAACGACAGAUAAUGCUGCAAAUAUAAAGGCAGCAAUAAAGUUGGCUGAGUAG
Messenger RNA from Diabrotica balteata, 441 nucleotides. The record is from the annotation of a GenBank genome assembly. NCBI's taxonomy places the organism in Eukaryota, Metazoa, Arthropoda, Insecta, Coleoptera, Chrysomelidae.